GUUGUUUAGAUCAGAGCUCAAACUAGUUUCAUUUCUAAGGAAGUCAAGGUAAAACAGUCGCUAUCAUCUAUCACAGCUGAAAUGGCGCAGAAAGGAAUUCAGCUGCACCGGGAAACAAUUUCUUGUUCGAUCUGUCUGGAUCUACUGAAGGAUCCAGUGACUAUUCCCUGUGGACACAGCUACUGCAUGAACUGUAUUAAAAGCUUCUGGGAUGACGAGGAUGAGAAGAAUAUCCACAGCUGCCCUCAGUGCAGACAGACCUUUAAACCAAGGCCUGUACUGGUGAAAAGCACUGUGUUAGCAAAUUUAGUGGAGGAACUGAAGAAGACUGAACUCCAAUCUGCUCCUGCUGAUCACUACUAUGCCGAAUCUGAAGAUGUGUCCUGUGAUGUUUGUACUGGGAGAAAAUUUAAAGCCAUCAAGUCCUGUCUGGUUUGCCUGGUCUCUUACUGUGAGAAACACCUUCAGCCUCACUUUGAAUCCCCUGCCUUUGAAAAACACAAGCUGGUGGACCCCUCCAAGAAGAUCCGGGAGAACAUCUGCUCUCAUCAUAAUGAGGAGGUGACGAUGUUCUGCCAUUAUGAUAAGCAGUGUAUCUGUAACCUCUGCUCUAUGGAUGAACAUAAAGGCCACGACACAGUCUCAGUUGCAGCAGAAAGGACGGAGAGGCAGAAAAAGCUUGAAGUGAGUCGACAAGAAAUCCAGCAGAGAAUUCAGGACAGAGAGAAAGAUGUGAAGCUGCUUCAACGGGAGUUGGAGGCUAUCAAUCGCUCUGCUGAUGAAGCAGUGGAUGACAAUGAGAGGAUCUUCACAAAGUUGAUCUCUGUCAUACAGAAAAGAAGCUCUGAUUUAAAGCAGCAUCUCAGAUCCCAGCAGAAAACUGAAGUGAGUCGAGUCAAAGAACUUCAACAGAAGCUGGAGCAGGAGAUCACUGAGCUGAAGAAGAAAGAUGCUGAGCUGAAGCAAUUCUCACAAACAGUGGUUCACAACGAAUUUAUACAAAAACAACCCUUACUGUCACAACUUAGUACAUCUACGGACUCAUUCAUCAUCAAAAGUCGUCCUUUGAGGUACUUUGAUGAUGUGACAGUGGCUGUGUCAAAAGUCAAAGAUAAACUAAUGGACAUUCUGAUGAGUGAGACGUGGACAAACAUCUCACUGACUGAGUUGGACAUUUUACUGCCACCACUCGAUCCCAAGACCAGAGACGAUUUCUUAAAAUAUUCACGUGAAAUCACACUGGAUCCAAACACAGCACACACAAAGGUGUUAGUAGCUAAGGGGGACAGAAAAAUCAUUAGUGAACCUUGCUCUUAUUCCCAUCACCCAGAUAGAUUCACCUCAGAUAGGCAGGUCCUGAGUAGAGAGAGUCUGACUGGACGUUGUUACUGGGAGGUGGAGUGGAAUGGAGAAGGAGUUAAAAUAGCUGUCGCAUACAAGAACAUCAGCAGAAAUCACUUCUUUGGAGGAAAUCAAGAAUCUUGGGCACUACAUUGUUACAAAUCGAGUUACAAAUUUGUGUCCAACGAUGUUGCAACUCCUGUCUCAGGCCCUUGGACCAACAAAAUAGGAGUGUACCUUGAUCACACUGAAGGUAUUCUGUCCUUCUACAGUAUCUCUAACACCAUGACUCUCCUCCACAGAGUCCUGAUCAGAUUCACUCAGCCUCUCUAUGCUGGGCUUUGUCUUUACUACUGGUAUCGAGAAACUGCAGAGUUCUGUGAACUCAAAUAGAGAAGUCAUUCGGUGGGUUACUAACCACAGUGAGUUAAAUUCUGUGUUGUAAUUUUUAAACUGAUUUUGUCUUGUUGUUUGUUGCUGAGAGCUCAUUGUUGUGGCAUUUCUUCACUGCUCUAGAUGGUACUUUGACAUCUUAUCUAUUAAUAGAUAAGAAGAUGUCGAAGUACCAUCCAUAAUGUUUUCUUGAGGUGAUCUUUGAGCAGCGAAGAAAUGCCACAACAAUUAACUCUCAGCAACAACAGUGUCUGAGUUUCUUUAGGUGGAGCUCCUUGCUGUGUCUGUUUACCAACGGAGGCUAUCACUGCUCGUGAUGAUUUUUGUUUAUGUAAACUGAUAUUUCUCUACAUGAAACUGUACACUUUCUUUAUUGAACAUUAAUAUUGAUGUAUCGGUUUGUUAUUGUUUAUUACUGAGUCUAAAGAAAGAAAGUACUAGACCUUCCUUUAUCAUUUAGGAUUCAUCAUUUAUUUUUGUUAUGAUUUAUUUCGUAAAGAAAUUUAUAAUAACAUUUCCAUUCAUUUUUGGGCAGAAUAAAUGUUGUUGUUAUUGACAUGCAAAUGAGCUGCAAUUAGAUAUUAUAAAAGAGUUAUUAUUGUGAGGAUUAUCAAUCAAGAUAUAUCAAGCUAUCAUUUAUUCAUUUAUUUUACUUAUAACUCAUGAUUUUAUUUUCUUAUAGCUGUGAUUCUAGUCAAAUAAACUGAAGUGAAUCAUUACCUUAAAUUACUACUGAUGGUAUGGGUGAAUAAACUCACUGCUUAUGUAAUGAAUAAAUAAAC
Messenger RNA from Larimichthys crocea (large yellow croaker), 2516 nucleotides. RefSeq names its product tripartite motif-containing protein 16. Gene Ontology annotation, molecular function: protein binding; zinc ion binding. NCBI's taxonomy places the organism in Eukaryota, Metazoa, Chordata, Actinopteri, Sciaenidae. The transcript has a single exon. Bases 82 to 1734 code for a protein of 550 amino acids. The record is from RefSeq and is a predicted model, not a curated record.